This is a messenger RNA of Chrysoperla carnea, 1445 nucleotides long. Its product is annotated as mitochondrial dicarboxylate carrier-like. Bases 150 to 1034 code for a protein of 294 amino acids. Gene Ontology annotation, molecular function: malate transmembrane transporter activity; thiosulfate transmembrane transporter activity; oxaloacetate transmembrane transporter activity. The transcript has 5 exons. The record is from RefSeq and is a predicted model, not a curated record. Gene Ontology annotation, biological process: thiosulfate transport; succinate transmembrane transport; oxaloacetate transport. Lineage: Eukaryota; Metazoa; Arthropoda; Insecta; Neuroptera; Chrysopidae.
UCAUUUUUAAUGUUAUGAUGUGCAUUUUAUUAAUUCAUAAAAUAUAUCAUUCAAAUGCCCGCCAAUCCUAAUAAUUUUAUAUUAGUUUAAUUAACAAUAAGUUUUUUAAUACAACACUACAACUACAAUUCGGGAAGAAAAUUAUCAAAAUGGGUACAGAAAAGGAUAAACGAUUAGCAAAAUGGUAUUUUGGUGGUUUGGGUUCAGCAGGAGCUGCAUGUUGUACACAUCCGUUAGAUUUAUUAAAAGUUCACCUCCAAACUCAACAAGAGGGUAAAACUUCAAUGUUGAAAACUGCUGUAAAAAUUGUUAAAAAUGAAGGGGUCACAAAAUUAUAUUCGGGAUUAACGGCAUCACUUAUGCGACAAUUAACAUAUUCCACAACACGAUUUGGUAUUUAUGAAAUCACAAAACAAGCUCUAGUCAAACCUGGUGAUAAUACGAAACUUAGUUUUGCUACAUUAGUUUCUAUGGCUGCCGUAGCCGGUGGAGCAGGUGGAAUAGUGGGUACACCAGCAGAUAUGGUUAAUGUACGAAUGCAAAACGAUGUUAAAUUGCCUAAGGAACAACGAAGAAACUAUAAAAAUGUUUUCCAUGGAUUGUGGCGAGUAUACAAGGAUGAGGGCGUAUUACGAUUAUUUAAUGGUGCUUCUACAGCUACGAGUAGGGCAGUGCUUAUGACUGUUGGACAACUUGCUUUUUAUGAUCAAGUUAAAUCUAUUUUAUUGAAAUCUGGAUACUUCCAGGAUAACUUUAAUACUCAUUUCUUAUCGAGUUUUACAGCGGGUGCAGUAGCAACAACAUUAACUCAACCUUUGGAUGUUCUAAAAACUAGAGCAAUGAAUUCGAAGCCGGGUGAAUUUAAGAACAUGUUAGCUUUAAUAAAAUAUACUGCCAAAUUAGGUCCAAUGGGAUUCUUCAAAGGUUAUGUUCCAGCAUUUAUACGUUUAGGUCCACAAACAAUACUCACUUUUGUAUUCUUAGAACAAUUACGGUUAAAUUUUGGUAUCGACCCAUCUUCAAAAUCUACGUAAAUUCCAAAUAUUUAAAUCAUAAAUAUACGCAUCUCGAUCAUUUAUGAAUUGCUAACAAUAUUUUUGAUAAUUGUGAAGUAUUCUUGUGAAUAUAGUGAGAGAUAUGUGUAACGUAAGCAACCAUAAUGCUUUGCCUCCGUAUCUUGUCCGUUAGUUUUAAUGCUUUAUACUACAUGCCCAAUUUUAAGAAGCUUAUUUAAUCAAUGCUCCCCAGCGUUAAUUGCCUAUUAGCUAUUUCAUAUAUCUUAGCAAUUCAUAUAUAUUUAACGAUGCGUAGCUCAACAUAAGAUGGUGACUAUAUUUAUUUGACUCGUGACUUAAAUGAAAAAUUUAUUGAAUUCACUAUUUAAGACAAUAGAUAAGUGUAUCUUCUAUUUAUUUAACAAAAUCCUAAUAUAAACGAAUUUAUUC